Molecule: messenger RNA, 297 nt
Organism: Numida meleagris (helmeted guineafowl)
Lineage: Eukaryota; Metazoa; Chordata; Aves; Galliformes; Numididae
Product: gallinacin-10
Exons: 2
Coding region: 103-297 (64 amino acids)
Biological process (GO): innate immune response in mucosa; defense response to Gram-negative bacterium; defense response to Gram-positive bacterium
Cellular component (GO): extracellular region
Molecular function (GO): CCR6 chemokine receptor binding
Source: RefSeq, a predicted model, not a curated record
CUAUAAAUACCAGGCACCUUCCCUUGCCUCUUCCUCAAACAAACGUCAUCCUCCUUCAGUCUUUGAGGAAUUUCACAGGGGCACACAGUCCACAGCUGAGCCAUGAAGAUCCUCUACCUGAUCUUUGCUGUUCUCCUCUUCCUCUUCCAGGCUGCUCCAGGCUCUGCAGAUCCGCUUUACCCUGACACCGUACAGUGCAGGAGUCAGGGGAAUUUCUGCCGCCUUGGGGCAUGCCCCCCCACCUUCACCAUCUCUGGGUCAUGCCAAGGGGGGCUGUUAAACUGCUGUGCCAAGUAA